AUGAUUGAAUAGAUUGAAGGAAUAAAUAUAGCGGUGGAAGGAUGCUUUCAUGGAAAUUUUGAUGAAAUAUUUGGGACAAUCAGAGAAAUUGAAAAAUAGAAAAAAAUAAAAAUUGAUUUGCUUUUAGUUUGUGGGGAUGUUCAAACCCAUAGGAAUAAACAUGACAUGUUUAAUAUGGCUUGUCCAAUAAAAUAUUUAUCAAUGGGGACAUUUUACAAAUAUUAUGAGGGAAAAGAGGCAGCCCCUUGUUUAACGAUUUUUAUUGGUGGCAAUCAUGAAGCUUCAAAUUUUUUGAGGGAAAUGUAAUUUUUAAUGUAGAUUAAUUUUAGGUAUUUUGGAGGAUGGGUAGCUCCUAAUAUUUAUUAUCUUGGAGAUUCCAAUGUCAUUUAAAUUAAAAAAGGAAACACCACUUUUCGAUUGGGAGGAACUUCAGGAAUAUUUAAAAUUUUUGAUUUCAAUAACCCUAAACUAGAGCCAUUUCCAUUUAAAAGUGAAUAACUGAGAAAUGUUUAUCAUACAAAACAGAUAGACCUUUUUAAGUUAAGUCUAUAUGAAGGAGAAGUAAAUAUGUUUCUAUCUCAUGAUUGGCCAUAAUGUAAGAAAACUAAAAUAUUUUAUAGAGAUACAUUAACAUGGAUCAACUAAAGAACUGCUAAAGAAGAAAUAAAAUUUUGAGGCUGACAUUAAAUCAGGCAGACUGGGUAGUCAGCCUCACAAAUUCACAUUAGAAAGAUUACAACCUGACUUUUGGUUUGCUGCACACAUGCAUGUUAAAUUUGAAGCUUUGGUCAAACAUAAAACAGGAAAGCAAACCAAGUAUUGAAAAGUUGUCAAUAUCAAUAGGUUUUUAGCCUUAGAUAAAUGUAUAGCAGGAAGAGACUUCCUUCAAGUGUUCACAUAUACUAAGGAUAAGAAAGAUUUAUAUGAGUAGUAUGCUUACAAUGAGGAACCAAUAGAAUUAUUUUAUGAUUCUGAAUGGCUUUCCAUAGUCCAUACUACCUAUAAAUUAUUAACAAUUUGGGAUAAGAUUCCAAAAUUAUUUGAGUAUAAUCCUGCAUUGAAGGAGUAUGAUAAUAUAUAGAUAUACUUAGGUUAUAGAUAAUGAAAAAGGACAAAUAUGAAGAGCUCUUAAAUGAGAAACGUGAAAGAAUGAAAAUAUUUGGAAAUCAUUAACUUAAAAUUCCUCAUAAUUUCGAAGUCACUACUCCACCUUAUGAUGAAUAAGACAACACUACGAAAAGUUUAGUUCCACCCAAGAGAGUUCCCUUGAAUAAUUAAAUGAAGAGCUACCUUAAUUUAUUUAAUGAAUCGGGAUAAGAAUUGAAUGGGUUGAUCUUUUAUGAACCAGAUCAACCUAGGGUAAUUGGAGAGUUCGUUGCUCCGGAUUUUCUGCAAAAGUAGAUUGAAUUGGAAAAUCAUAAAGAGAUUUUAUAAUAAUAAGAUCUUAAGCAGUAGUAAUUAGAAGAACCUUCUUCACCAAAAGAUGAUGAGUUAAAUAUAUAAGACUUUCCAUUUUUAUAAUGA
Paramecium octaurelia is the source of this 1524-nucleotide messenger RNA. The record is from the annotation of a GenBank genome assembly. Lineage: Eukaryota; Ciliophora; Oligohymenophorea; Peniculida; Parameciidae.